AUGAGCGAAACAAUAUUGUUUAUAGAAGAUUUGAGACCAAAUUAUGAAACAUCAUCAAUAUGCAGAAUAUGCCAUGAAGAAGAAGAGUUUGAAAGCUGUAAGAGCUUAGAGACUCCCUGUGCUUGUUCUGGCUCUCUUAAGUUUGCACACAGAGACUGUGUACAGAGAUGGUGCUACGAAAAGGGCGACACCAUUUGUGAAAUUUGCUUGCAGAAAUUUGAACCUGGGUACAAAUCUCCACCUAAGAAAACCCACCAAAUUGAAACAACGGUCACCAUAAGGGAAAGUUUGGAAGUGCCAAGAAAUGAAGAAGAGGAAGAAAACAGAGGACAAAUUCUUGAAACAGAGGAUUAUGAGUCUGAGUGUGCAUCUGAAGCUGAUAAAAGUGCUGCUUGUUGUAGAUCAGUGGCUCUAAUUUUAACUGCUCUGCUUCUUGCUAGACAUUUGUUUGCCGUUGUUAUUGGAGGAGAAGAGACUUACCCUUUAUCACUUCUUACAGUGAUUAUAGUUAAGGCAAGUGGCAUUAUCCUCCCAAUGUACAUAUUAAUUCGUAUUUCAGCACUACUGCAUAACAGCAUCAGGCAUCAUCAUCACCAGAAUUCUGAUUCGGAGUCCGAUGAUGAAGAUGAAGAUGAAGAGCAACAUAAUGACGAGUUACGAGCCUGA
Messenger RNA from Striga hermonthica, 666 nucleotides. NCBI's taxonomy places the organism in Eukaryota, Viridiplantae, Streptophyta, Magnoliopsida, Lamiales, Orobanchaceae. The record is from the annotation of a GenBank genome assembly.